Messenger RNA from Drosophila bipectinata, 2952 nucleotides. RefSeq lists its product as uncharacterized. Gene Ontology annotation, biological process: sodium ion export across plasma membrane; intracellular sodium ion homeostasis; potassium ion import across plasma membrane. Lineage: Eukaryota; Metazoa; Arthropoda; Insecta; Diptera; Drosophilidae. Gene Ontology annotation, cellular component: sodium:potassium-exchanging ATPase complex. The record is from RefSeq and is a predicted model, not a curated record. Gene Ontology annotation, molecular function: ATPase activator activity.
AUGUCGGAAAAACAAAAUCCAAAAGAUGAAAAACCAAAAAAUUCUUCUGAGGAAGAAGAUAAUAAAGGUGACAACAAGGGAGAAAGUAAUCGCGGUGUUUCCAUUGUGGAAAACGAUGAUCCCGAUUUAAAGCCCAAGGAGGUACCCGAGGGCAGCACAAAAAAACAAUUUAAAAUCGAAGAUACAGAAAGAAAGUCGGAGACUCAAACUAGACCUUCCCCGGUACCCAAAAAAAAGGACUCUGUUUCGAAGCAGCAGUUUAAAAUCGAAGAUACAGAAAGAAAGUCAGACACUCAAACUAGACCUUCCCCGGUACCCAAAAAAAAGGACUCGGUUUCGAAGCAACAGUUUAAAAACGAAGAUACAGAAAGAAAAUCGGAGAUACAAAGACCUUCUAGACCUUCUGCAGUAUCCAAAAAAAAGGACUCUGAUUCGAAGGCGAGUGGUUCGUUUGUAUUUACCAAGAAGCCACUACCAUCAGCCCUUAGCGAUGAUCUCCUGCAAGGCGAAAGAGUCUCCGAUAGAAGAUCCGAAAGAAGAUCCGAAAGAACAUCCGAUAGAAAAUCAAUUUCAAUCAAAAAGAAAUCCCUAGAAGAUCGUAAAGAACCAAAAGAUGAUAAAGAUACAAAAGUUCAAAGAUAUAGUGAGGAAACCACCAGCAUUUUAAAAGAACAAAAGUCGUCAAAGUCAGGAUUAGAUGAUGAAAGACCUAGUACCAAUAGAAAGCAGACAUUCGAAGGUGUAGAAUCCGGUGAUAGCGAUGAUGACGAAGAAAGCCGAAAAAGAAGCGAUUUUGGAAAAUCAGUUACCAUUUCAACUAUAAUCUCAAAAAAGACAAUUGACCAAGACCAAGAAGUUGGUAGAAGAAGGGGAACCGUGGACACUUUUGGUUCCGAUGAUGAUGACGAUGUCGAGGGUAACGAGUACCUUGAAUCGAUGUUGGACUAUCAAAGCUUAACCGAUACCCAGGAGGACGAGACCGAAUCCCAUGUGCGAGACGGUUCCAGAUAUACAAGCCGGGGUACCCAAAGUGGCAUUUACCCAAUCGAAAAGACAACAACAAGCGGUCCUGACGAUGAAUGGUCUAUCUCCACAGCUGCCACCGCGUCGGGCUAUCACGUUGACGAUGAGGGAAUGGGGGAGGACGAUAGCUUGUAUGGGUCAUCAACCACGAACAGCACCUGGGGGACAAACCAAAGUGGGGACGAGCGAUCCGUGAUUCUGGCCGAAAUAAUCGACAUCGGGAAACUAAAGGAACUCAAGCAGGAUGAACAGUCAACCCAUGACUUUAUGAGAAAUCGCAGAUCGGAUAAGCCCAUCGACGAGAUCAGAGGUGCCAAAAUCACUGGCACAGCCACGAGUCAUAUCGAGGAAGUGGGAUAUCCUUCCUCAUUUGAUGAGGAUGAAGACGUUAAGAAAGAGAAGAAAAAGUGUUAUAUCCUUGGGAAACGGAAAUCCCAAACUGAAAUCUCCGAGGCAUCUCGAAAUUAUUAUAAGAAAGCCAAAAUGGAUUCAAAGCCAACGGGCCUGAAUAGGUGGAGAUUCCCCAUCGAGGACAACUUGUACGAUAUCUCCGGGGAACCACAAGAACUGAGGCGCAAAGAUAAGGUUCGCAUUGGAAAAGUCACUAAGAGAUAUAGAUAUAUGGGUGUGAAUACGGACGUAAGCCGAAAGCCUCGUCCAAAGGUUGAGGUUCACGCCGAGAACGCCGAACCAGUCUCUGAACCAGAACCCGUCACCUUUACGGUAGGACGCUCAAAUGCCAAACCCCGAGAUGUGGGUGUCAACACCACUAUUCCGGCACAAGUUUUACAGUCAAACAUAUCCCAUCCCCGGCUCCACGUUCACGCCAAAAUGAGGGAUAUAGGAACCAAUACCCCAAAGUACUACGAGGCAAUUGACGAUGGGACACCUGUGAAGUUUUCAGAUCCGAUCCACCCGGAUUUGGGACACCUUAAUGAAUUGAUUGUAAAAAAAAUGAAGCCGCCGAAGAAUCCUAUAGACUUGGACAUUAAAUCACGCAGUCGGCUGUAUUACGAGGACUGUGAGCACCAUUUCCCGCAGCGGAACUGGCGACGAUACUACUACAAAAAGGACGAACAGGGCAGGCACAUAUUUCGACGACCCAGCCGCUGGCUAUACACUAUACUGUUUACAAUAGGCUAUCUACUAUUUGUACUGCUCUUCGCCAUGGCCUGGUUCGAUCACAUCACAACCAACACUAGCCUUUUGCAGCCCAUGCUGAGAAUGUCCCAGCCAUCCUUGAGCCUUGCACCAAGUGGACCCAAGUCCAGCCCGUAUUCCAUAGCCUUUGAUCCGCGGAAUAACACGGAGGUCAUGGAGAAGUGUAGCAAAGUACUCACAAUGAUGGAGAGGUAUGGCGAUUCUGGGCAUAACCCACGUUUCGGGCCCUGUGUUGCCAGCGAGAAGUUUGGCUACGAGAGUGGCGAACCAUGUGUUUUCAUCAAAAUAAACCGCAUAAUCGGCUUCAAGACCGAUCCAUUCACCCACGCCGAUAAUGUGGUUAGAGGCAAGAUGGACAUGAAGGACUACAUGGCUCUGAGGCGCCUCUUGAACAGCAUACCGUCCGAUGCAGAUCGCGAAAAUCGGACAUGGAUCAAUUGCCGUACCAAUCCCCAGAAGAUCGUCAAGGUUGAAUACUAUCCAGAGCCGGCCUUUCAAAUGAAAUACACCGAUAUCGAGUCGAAAGUUGAGCACAUGAUAGACAACAGAACCUCAUUCUUUAGCCCCGCGGAUGUGAACCGAAUAGUGGCUGUAAGGAUUAAAAAUCUGAAACCCAAUGAACGUGUCCACCUUAAGUGCCAAAUAUAUGCCCGUAAUAUCAAUCAAGAUGGCCAGGGCCUGGGGCAUGUUUCCUUUUAUGUAGUUCUUGCCACCAAGAAGAGUCGCGAAAAGAUGCAGAAAGUUCUUAAAACUCAUGAUUCAUUAUAA